AUGGGAGGAUUUGAAGGGCUCGGAGUGACGCUGGAAGAAGCAUUAGGCAAGAUGAGGGCGGCAGCUGUUUUCCGGGCUUCAGAUGGAAAGAUACUUGAGGAGCGAUGGAAGCCGGAGGAGAAACACGAGCGGAGCAAACUGACGAGAGGUAGAUCUUCGGCUAUGGCGACUGAGAAGGGAGCAUGGGUGGUGAAGGAGCGUGAGCGAAGAUGGAUAUGA
Molecule: messenger RNA, 219 nt
Organism: Arabis nemorensis
Lineage: Eukaryota; Viridiplantae; Streptophyta; Magnoliopsida; Brassicales; Brassicaceae
Source: the annotation of a GenBank genome assembly